AUGGCUGGCAUACCACCAUCCAUCCGAGCCGGCAGCUGCUGGGAAUGGUAUGUCUUCAGCAAUCAACCGAGUCCCUUUGUGUCUCGACGUGGCACCGCCGGGAGAUCCAGACUCCCAUCCCCCGAAGAUCCCCGAGCUGCCCUCGAGGUGCCGGAUCUUGCAUGGUAUUUCCACAAUUACAUAACCGAGCUGGCAAAAUGGUAUGACCUCGGCGAUGCCCUGCGCCAGUUUGCAACAAAGGUGCCCGAGGUGGCCCUAGAUCAGCCGCUCCUCUUCAGCGCAGUCAUUGCCUUGUCCGCCGAACACCUGUGUCGGACGACAGGGCCCAAGAUCGCCAGGGAAACGGCCGCAUUCUACCACGGCCACUGCGUCCGUCGUCUGAUCCAACUGGAUGGGGAGAGCGAGUUGUUGACGAAUGGCGUCGCGCUAGCUGCGGCGUGUCUGUUGCGGUCGUACGAGAUCCUCGAUGAGGAUAUCGACCCCAACAGACAUCUCAGGGGCGCAUACUCACUGGCAUCAUGUGAAGACUCUAUCGCAGGGAGUUCCCCGGACAGCCUCCUCGCUGCUGGGUUCUGGAACUAUCUGCGUGAGGACAUUACGUUCAGUUUAUUUGAAGGCUGUCCGUUGAAGAUGGAUGUGACUGAGUCUGCUGCUCCGAGCUUGGCGAAUGGACAUGACCAGCAACUCCACUCCAUCUCGCUCAUACUCGGUCAAAUCAUCAACAAGGCAUUUCGAAAUGGCAUCUCUGCGACUGACUGGCAGCAGCUUGUCGGCAUGGCGCACGCCUGGCUUGAUGAGCUCCCGCCGCACGUCAAGCCAUAUUCCAGAGGCCGGUCGGUGACUUUGUCGACGGUAGGCGAAUUACCAAGCUUCUGGUUCCUCCAAGAUUUCCACGCAUCUGCGAGGCAAUAUCUCCUUGUUUCACUCUCCAUACUCGCCGUCUUUGCACGACCUGACCAGCUCUCAAUGCUUCCACCAGUGGACGCCGGCACCAGCAUUGCCAGCCACGCGGCAAACAAAGAGGACCUUCUGGAUGCAUACGCCCUCGAAAUCUGCGGAAUCGCGUUCACAACAAACAUCGCCGCAGUGAUUGUAAACUCGUUCGGUCCUAUUGCCUACUGUGGCAAGUUCGUACGGUCCGAACCAGCCAGACAAGAGGUCAUCCGCCGCCUGGCCGCGUGCAAACGCCCCGUCGGCUGGCCGGUCGAGCGCCUCAUCUCCGGCCUCCAGCAGUCCUGGGCAGCAGCAGGCCAUUCCCAGCUGAGGGGAUCACCACCUUCUUCUGGGGAAGCGGGGCCGAGUCCGGGGGCUGCUUAG
This is a messenger RNA of Trichoderma citrinoviride, 1317 nucleotides long. RefSeq lists its product as hypothetical. Gene Ontology annotation, biological process: positive regulation of transcription by RNA polymerase II. Gene Ontology annotation, cellular component: nucleus. The transcript has 5 exons. Lineage: Eukaryota; Fungi; Ascomycota; Sordariomycetes; Hypocreales; Hypocreaceae. Gene Ontology annotation, molecular function: DNA-binding transcription factor activity; transcription cis-regulatory region binding. Bases 1 to 1317 code for a protein of 438 amino acids. The record is from RefSeq and is a predicted model, not a curated record.